Messenger RNA from Mangifera indica (mango), 1107 nucleotides. RefSeq names its product ethylene-responsive transcription factor ERF014-like. Gene Ontology annotation, biological process: regulation of DNA-templated transcription. The transcript has a single exon. Gene Ontology annotation, molecular function: DNA-binding transcription factor activity; DNA binding. The record is from RefSeq and is a predicted model, not a curated record. The coding region runs from base 121 to 804 and encodes 227 amino acids. Lineage: Eukaryota; Viridiplantae; Streptophyta; Magnoliopsida; Sapindales; Anacardiaceae.
CUGUUCCUUGACUAGGGGCCUUCUAACUCAAAUUCCCAUCUAUAAAUACCAGCCUUCUUCCUCUUUCCCAUCUUCAGUUCCUAUCUCAGUCUUUUUGUUGAUCUUAGUAUUAUUAUAACAAUGGUGAAAACUGAGCAGAAGAUUCAACAGGAUCCAGUAUCAAAGGCAGUGCCGUCAACAUCAUCUUCAUCGAGCAAGAAGAAGAAGUACAAGGGAGUGAGAAUGAGGAGUUGGGGCUCAUGGGUGUCAGAAAUUAGGGCGCCAAAUCAGAAAACAAGAAUAUGGUUGGGCUCUUAUUCUACACCUGAAGCCGCAGCUAGGGCGUAUGAUGCUGCACUGUUAUGCCUCAAAGGCUCUUCCGCAAAUCUUAACUUUCCCAUCACUUCUUCUCAUUACAUUCCUGACACCGUUUUGUCUCCUAAGUCCAUUCAAAGAGUAGCCGCAGCCGCUGCAAAUAGUGAAAAUGCCGCCACCACCACCACCACUAACCCACCAAAAUCACCUACUCUUCCUUCUUCUUCUUCUUCCUCUUCUUCAUCGUCUUUAAUCUCAUCUCCGUCAAUGUCCUCCUCGGCGUCUGAUCAACUAAUGGAUGAUGAUGUCUUUUUAUUGCAACCUAUUGAGCAGACCUACAAUGAAGCCUCCAUUUCCAUGAUGGACCCGCUUCCAUGGUAUAACUUUGAUGGGAUUCAAUCACCCAAGUACGUUGAUCAAAUGUUCAGCAGCGUCUCAUUAUUUGAUCUUCCUCCAACGAUCGAUGACUUUUUGGAUGAAGGAGAUAUUCGUUUGUGGAGCUUCUGCUAGCUGAUCAAUUUUUAAUCCAUUGAAACUCAUUCAUGAUCUUCAGUUGUUAAUUGCUUGAAGAAGACAUAACUGACAAUGACCUAAAUUCAUAUUCAUAUAUUAUUAAAAAAAAAAAAGUGUAUUUUUGAGUUAGUAAAAAGAAACCCACUUGGAGAUGAGACAUUUUUUUGGACUCUUUCAUGUGGGUUUCUGCGUAUUAUAUAUAUAUUGCAUUUACCAAUUAUUCAAAGUGUUCAAUAUGUCAAUGUUAUCCAUGAUGGUCUUUUCUCUUUUGUAACGCAAUAAAAUGUAGAAUUAUUUCAA